UUGAUCAACCAAAAUGAAUACCUCGUGUUCGUUAUUUGUAACCUUAAUAUUAUUAUCAUACAUAAAAAAUUGUGAAGGUUUAUGUAAAAAUGUGAAAAAUGUCAUCUGCAAGUCCGUCAGUGAAAUUUCUCGACAAGUUAUAAGUAAAAUACCAAACAUAAAGAAAGUGACACGUUUAGAGGUUGUAUUCAAUACUGAGUUGGAAAUACGCCCAAGAUCAUUUGAAUCUGCUGUAGAACUACAGUGGCUUGUAAUUAAUAGCAACAAUUUUUACCAGAUAUACAGGGACACUUUUAAGGACCUCCCGUUAAUACAUUUGCAUUUAGAAUACAACGAAAUUAACACUAUUGAGCCUGGAGCGUUUUAUAACUUAUCUUCCCUUCAAAAGAUACGAUUGGAAUAUAACAAUUUAGAAACAAUUCCAAUAGGAGUGUUUAAGAAUCUACCAAUACAGGAAUUGGCGUUAUCUAAAAACAAAAUACACACCAUAGAAAACAUGGCACUAGAAGACCUGCCAAAUCUGAAGAGGCUUUUUUUAAAUGAGAACAAGCUGCAGUCGAUAUGUAUCCAAGAUGUUUUAACGCACCCUUAAAGGAUCCAAAA
Messenger RNA from Anoplophora glabripennis (Asian longhorned beetle), 603 nucleotides. RefSeq names its product leucine-rich repeat-containing protein 15-like. Gene Ontology annotation, molecular function: protein binding. The transcript has a single exon. Lineage: Eukaryota; Metazoa; Arthropoda; Insecta; Coleoptera; Cerambycidae. Bases 14 to 592 code for a protein of 192 amino acids. The record is from RefSeq and is a predicted model, not a curated record.